Nematostella vectensis (starlet sea anemone) is the source of this 914-nucleotide messenger RNA. RefSeq lists its product as uncharacterized. The record is from RefSeq and is a predicted model, not a curated record. Gene Ontology annotation, cellular component: membrane. The transcript is spliced from 5 exons. Lineage: Eukaryota; Metazoa; Cnidaria; Anthozoa; Actiniaria; Edwardsiidae. The coding region runs from base 155 to 724 and encodes 189 amino acids.
UCUAAAAAAGUUGACCAACCAAAAUUGUUCUUGUCAUUUAGAAACGCGGAAAACAUAUUCAACAGAAAGAGUCGGGUGUUAGUCGUCAAAGUAUUGAAGUUUUCUUGGUAAAAUCCUUAUUUAUUUGCUGUAUUUAUUAACAGAAGAAACCAAGAUGGAGGGAGGAGGCGAAUUGCCGCCAGCGCGGAACACCAGCCCGCAUGCUGUUAUUGACAUUGAUUAUCUCAAAAGCCGACCUGGACUUACAAAAAUUGCAGAAAUAAUGUGUCUGUUGAUUGCGUUUGCAUCGCUGUCAGGGUACACUGGCAGCCACAAAGAUGCACGUUUUGGCUCCCGCUUUGAUUUCUUCUAUUUUGUUACCAUCACAUCUUGGCUGAUCAUCAUCGCUGUUUUCCUCCUCUUUUUAUUCAAAGUCUACAACAGAUUAAACAUCAAUUGGAAUGUGGUGCUCGUGGUGUACUGUACCGUGACAGCCUUCAUGUUGCUGGUUUCCUCAGCACUUGUUCUAGAUGCUGUGGUACAUCACCGCACAAGGAAGGAAUCAGAGGAGAUUGUCAAUGGACACUGGACUAAUUUCUGUUCUCUUGAAAAAUGUGGCAACAUAGAAGCUGCAGGGGCAUUUGGUAUUAUUGCCACUGCUCUAUUCAUUGUGGAUGCAGUAUUUUACUUUAUUGAGAAUAGAAGAGGCAGAGAAGCUCCCCCACCUGGGGCAGAACAGUUUUGAUCACUUGUAGCGUAGCAGUCCUCAGGCCAUAUGGGAUUGGGAUUAUUGCCCUUCAAAUCUCUGACAUGAUGUAUUGAGAUUGUACAGGAGAAGGGGAGGGGACUGCAACACGUCAAUCAUUGGGAUGGGAGGUGGGGGGCUGGGGCUACGGAAUUUCGUCUGACUAUCAUGUGAACACUAUUUAAUUAUU